GUGAAAGCUUUUCUUGUACAUAUUUGCUCUUGCAUUCUUCCUUAGGUCUUGUUAUAAAGUCGGAUUGUUAUUUAGACCUAAUUGUCUUCCAGUAUCUGUAUUCAAUGAAUUAAUCCGAUAUCGGUUGGUUAUACAGUUAUACUGAUCAAUUGCAAGGGCGCGARGCUUCAACCRGAUUCUUCACAUCAUGUCAGGAAGAAUGUUUKCAGUGAUUCUAACUAUUUGGCUUCUUGCAUUGGAGGUAACUGGAGAUCCUGUUCAUAGAACCAACUCUGACUCAGAACUUUCUCAAGAACGACUACCUCAGAGAUUGCCACGACAAGUCAAACCAACUGACCAGGGGCCAGCAACAGCGUGUGACGCACACGAGUACACAUGUGAUAACGCAAAGUGUAUUAACAAGAUUUUUCUCUGCGAUGGUGAUAAUAAUUGUCAUGACAAUAGCGACGAAAAGGAUUGUGGCGAGMGAGAGCCUGGUUCACGAUGUCCCCCAACGCACUUUGACUGUGGCACUCAUUCAUUUGUAUCAGACUUCAUUUGUAUCCAGAAAAGCUUUCACUGCGAUGACAGCUUAGACUGCGAUAAUAACAACGAUGAAAAGAACUGCAGUAAGUUGAUAGAAGAGUNAGCUUGCACUUCAAAAUAA
Molecule: messenger RNA, 646 nt
Organism: Exaiptasia diaphana
Lineage: Eukaryota; Metazoa; Cnidaria; Anthozoa; Actiniaria; Aiptasiidae
Product: low-density lipoprotein receptor-related protein 8
Exons: 4
Coding region: 188-646 (152 amino acids)
Molecular function (GO): protein binding
Source: RefSeq, a predicted model, not a curated record